Molecule: messenger RNA, 780 nt
Organism: Teleopsis dalmanni
Lineage: Eukaryota; Metazoa; Arthropoda; Insecta; Diptera; Diopsidae
Product: MIT domain-containing protein 1-like
Exons: 4
Coding region: 67-780 (237 amino acids)
Source: RefSeq, a predicted model, not a curated record
GUUUUAUAGCUAUAAAGGAAAGUUUUAAGAUUUUUAACCCAAACUUCCACAAAAAUCGAUUCUAAAAUGUGUAUGAAAAUGGGUAUAGCCUUUUUACAUGUGGCAUUUGAAUACGAUGCCCAAAAAAGAAACAUGGAAGCCGUAGUGUGUUAUACAAAGGCUAUAGAUAUUUUUUUAGAGGAGAUUGACGGUAAAUGCUACAAUAAAGAUAAAAAAGAAAAACUUUUGCAACAAAUAGAGCAGUAUAAACACCUAGUUAAGAAAGUUGAAACGCGUAUGAAAACUUUAAGAAGCUGCGGUAACAGCGUUAAGGAGGUGCACAUUAAGGAUGAUGCAACAGGUUACACUUAUGACAAGCUAUUCGGAAAGUAUUUAAACGAAGAUGUUAAAGAAAUACUAAUUGAGGAAAGCUACCUAAGAGAAAAACAUCAGUUGAAAAAUCUCGUAAGAUUUUUUGAAUUGUCAAUUAAGAGCUGCCCAGAAUGUAGAUAUAUACGUGUGGUAACUACAAAAGAUCCAAAUCCAAACUCCGAGCAAGUUGCCAUUUUAAAUGAAAUAAGGACGAGCUUAGCCAGAAGAAAUGUUCAUCUUAACAUUGUGUUCAACAAUAUACAUGAUCGCAGAAUUGUUCUAAGCAAUGGAUACAUCAUAAUAUCUGGAAGAGGACUUGAUAUUUACAAAAAGAACGAUAGCAAUUUUGGACUUGGCGUUUGUGACUAUUAUUACAGGCAGUGCAAACAAACAGACAUAACGAUUAUGCGAAGCUCCGGUUUUACUUAA